This is a messenger RNA of Closterium sp. NIES-65, 2091 nucleotides long. The record is from the annotation of a GenBank genome assembly. Lineage: Eukaryota; Viridiplantae; Streptophyta; Zygnematophyceae; Desmidiales; Closteriaceae.
AUGUGGUUAGGCGGAGAAUUCGGUUUGGAGGACGACUCCUUCGCGGGGAAUGCAGCGGGGAAUGCAGCGGGGAAUGCUGCGGGGAAUACUGCUGGGAAUGCAGAGGGGAAUGGAGCGGGUAACAGUGAGGGAGGCAAGAGGAAGAGCUACGGGACGGGAGGCUAUAAGGAGGAGGAGGAGGCAGUGGCAGUGAUUGCUGGAGUGCUGAGGGAGAAAUUCGGGCCUCAGAUAGUGAGCGAGGAGGUGGAGUGGGGGAGUGGGAUAAGAAGCAGGGAGGGCGAAGAUGGGGUGGGGAAAGUGAAAGAGGAGGGGGAGGAGGGGUGGGAAGGGGACGAUGAGGAGGCGGAAAAAGAGGAGGAUGAGGAGGAUGCAGAAGCUGAGACGUGUGAGGAGGACACACCACCCGACACAUCUCCUCCCACGCACCCUCCUCUGUUGUUCAGCCGGCGGGUCGUAUCUCCCUCUGCCCUCCUCUCCCUCUACCACUUCUUCUCCUCCCACCUCGGCAUCUCCUCCCCUUCCACUGUCGCUUCCCUCCUCGCCUCCACCCCCCAACUCCUCCGCUCCAAUCCCACCAAUGAUUUGCUGCCACGUAUCCAUCUCCUCCAGUCAUACGGCAUAUUUGAUGCCGAUAUCGUGCAUAUCACUGUGAGAAAUCCAGCCUGGCUCCGCUCCUCCCUGCCACAGAUCCAGAAUAUGAUUGAGUUGCUUUUAGCUAAAGGCGUUUGCCGUAGCAGAUUGGGCUCGGUGCUCCAACGUGGACUGCGCUUACUCUGCAGGGAGGCACGUUCAGCGAACCUGGACAUUCUGGUGGAGAAAGCAGGUGUUCCUGUGGGCAAGCUGGGUGUGAUUAUAGAGAGUUGUCCGUCCAUCUUGACUCAGAACAAAGAGACGGUGAGUGCUCAGCUUGAGACGUUAUCAGCCUAUUUUACGGCGGGAUCUGAAAGGGAGGUAGAAGCUGAUACUUCCAGCACAGGCCUCCUGAAGCAGCGACUAAAUGAGCAACAUCAGGACAGGAACCACCUAACCAGGCUCAUCCUGAAGUUUCCACCCAUCCUUGGUCUUUCGCCCCACAGCAUUGCAGAGAAGAUCCGCAUUCUCCAGUCCUUCACUCCCCCAGACACCCCCUCCAUUGCAAGCUCUGUGCUCCGUCGUGCCCCCAACGUCCUCAGUUUCAGCAAAGAAACUCUCUUAACUAAGCUCCAGUUCUUUGUGGAUAAGGUGGGGGAGGAGGCAACAGGAAGGGUGGUGAGGAGUCACCCUGUGGUUCUGCUGUUUUCAAAGGAGAAUCUGCAAGGCAAGAUGGCGGUGUACCCGUCGUCUCUCCACUGCAGCUGGAAAACGAACCUGAAGCACAAGGUGGAGUACCUGAAACGGGACAUGGGGCUCUCUAUAAUGGAGGUGCUUGCCUACCCGCCCUUUCUUGGGUUGAGUUUGAAUCGGCGAAUCAGACCGCGGCAUGUGGCACUGGUGCGGUUGGGCUAUGCCGUUGUGGCACGCAAGAUGGCCAGUCGGACGGGUGUUGGAGACAAGGAUGUUCCAGUCGAAGCUGGGAAACAGAGGAGCGAGCUGGAUUUCGUGUCUAACAAAGCAGAGGGAGUAGAGGGGAUUGAAUGGGGAACGGAAGAAAGAAAGAGUGGAGCGUCACUUGGGGCUCUUUUAGGCAGUGGCGAGCUAAGGGGGAGAGCUGCUACAGAGCAACAGCUUGUGAACGUGGAGGUGAAAAGGAGAAUGGUGUGUUUGCACCAGUUCAUCCACUAUUCAGACAAGCAGUUUGAGGAGAAGUUUGGAGUCAAGCUUUCAUUCAUACUGUCUCUCCUCCUGCCCCGCCCGCUUAUCACUGCGCUUCAACAUUUGUCUGUCACUCAGUUCUCUCUCGUGCUGACCCCCUUCUUCUCUCUCUGGCCUCGCCUCUCCUGCCUGCCAGCUCAACAACUUGCAGCAGCAGCAGCGGACAACAAGAGACCGCCGGAGAAACUUCCAGUGUGCUGCCAUGCCACGGACGCUUGCUCCCAGGGCGGGGGCGCACUCACUACCAAGGCACUAUCCCUCCCCUUGGCCUCCCUCUCCCCUACAGCGUGGGCGCACUGA